GAGAGGCCAAGCACAGGUCCUGGGACUUUCUAGGCAGCUUUCAACUGGGCUAACUUGUUCAACCUCUUUAGUUGACCUCGAACAGAGCCCUGAGUUUCCCUGCCAGAGAUGUCAGCACAGCACCCAGUGGCCUGUCACAGAGGCCCCGGCCUCAGUCCCUGCCUAUUUGUGGCAUAGACGAUGGUCCUAUGGUGUCUGCCUAGCAGCAUCCUCCUUCCCCUUCCUGAUGUGGGGUGAAGGUGUGUGUGGCAGCCGCUGAGCUGCCUGUCUCUUUAAGAGAGAGAGAGGAAGGGAGGGAAAGAGGUGGGGAGAGGGAGAGAAGUGAACCAGGAAGUGUGAUAGAACUGAGAGCCUGGGCUCUGCUGUCCUGGGUAUCCCACCUCUAUGAGAGAGGCAAGAAAGAAACCUCAGACCCAGGCCCAUCACCGCUAGCUUUGCCUUCGUGGAUCCUGGCGGCCCAUGACUAUCAGGAUGUUCUAGGCACUGCCCACGAUUGACUUCAAGGCCUGAAAUCCCUGGGGAUGCCACCCAGUCCCACAAGUCUGCAUUCCCCUGCAGCUGAGUUGGGAGAUGGGCUCAGCUCCUGAACUUGCCCCAGACAGAAAGCAUAACACACACAGAGAGUCUGCCUGAUUCUGGGCCACUCCGAGUGCGAGUGGAAGGUAGCCAAGCCUGGGAGAUGCAGAGUACAGCUAAUUAUCUAUGGCACACUGAUGACCUGCUAGGGCAGGGGGCCACUGCCAGCGUGUACAAAGCCCGAAACAAGAAAUCUGGGGAAGUGGUUGCUGUAAAGGUCUUCAACUCAGCCAGCUACCGGCGCCCCCCUGAGGUGCAAGUGAGGGAGUUUGAGGUGCUGCGGAAGCUGGAUCACCAGAAUGUCGUCAAGCUGUUCGCUGUGGAGGAAACGGGAGGCAGCCGGCAGAAGGUGAUAGUGAUGGAAUACUGCUCCAGCGGGAGCCUGCUGAGUGUGCUGGAAGACCCCGAGAACACAUUUGGGCUUCCUGAGGAGGAGUUCCUGGUGGUACUACGCUGUGUGGUGGCUGGCAUGAACCACCUACGGGAGAACGGCAUUGUCCACCGGGACAUCAAGCCCGGGAAUAUCAUGCGGCUGGUGGGAGAGGAGGGACAGAGCAUCUAUAAGCUGUCUGACUUCGGGGCUGCUCGGAAGCUGGACGACGAGGAGAAGUUUGUUUCGGUCUAUGGUACAGAGGAAUACCUGCACCCUGACAUGUAUGAGCGGGCAGUGCUUCGCAAACCCCAGCAAAAGGCGUUCGGGGUGACUGUGGAUCUCUGGAGUAUUGGGGUGACCCUGUACCAUGCAGCCACCGGUAGUCUGCCCUUCAUCCCCUUUGGUGGGCCCCGGCGCAACAAGGAGAUCAUGUACAGAAUCACCACAGAGAAACCAUCCGGGGCCAUUUCAGGGACUCAGAGGCAGGAAAACGGGCCCCUGGAGUGGAGCUAUAGCCUCCCCAUCACCUGCAGAUUGUCCAUGGGGCUGCAGAACCAGUUGGUACCCAUCCUGGCCAACAUCCUGGAGGUAGAGCAAGCUAAGUGCUGGGGCUUCGACCAGUUCUUUGCAGAGACCAGUGACAUCCUGCAGCGGAUUGUCAUCCAUGUCUUCUCCCUGCCCCAGGCGGUCUUGCAUCAUGUCUACAUCCAUGCCCACAACACGAUUGCCAUCUUUUUUGAGGCUGUAUAUGAGCAGACCAACGUGCCCCCCAAACACCAGGAGUACCUCUUUGAGGGUCACCCUUGUGUCCUUGAGCCAAGCCUCUCAGCGCAGCACAUUGCCCCUACAGCCGCCAGCAGCCCCCUGGUUCUGUUCAGCAUGGCCAGUGACACACCCAAGGGCCUGACCUUCAGGGACCCUGCUCUGGACGUCGCAAAGUUCGUCCCCAAGGUUGACCUACAGUCAGAUUACAACACAGCUAAGGGGGUGCUGGGCGCUGGUUACCAGGCCCUGUGGCUGGCGCGGGUCCUGCUGGAUGGGCAGGUGCUGAUGCUUCGAGGGUUACACUGGGUCCUGGAGAUACUUCAGAGCACGUGCCAGCAGACCCUGGAGGUCACGCGGACAGCCCUCCCCUUCCUCAGCAGCAGCCUGGGCAUUGAAAGGCUCAGCAGUGGGGCUGAGAUGCCCGACUUCCAGGAACUAAAGGAGGCCACAGAACUGAGGUCCAGGCUACAGACUGACCCCAAAACGGGAAUCUCUCUUUUGGCCCCACAGUUCUCAGAGGUCCUCUCUAGAUGUUCCCACAGUGUCACAGAAACCCAAGUGAGCCUGAGUUGCCUGGGUGGAGAGCUUCUGAAGAACCGAAAUCAGCUCCACGAUGACAGUAGAAGUAUCCAGAAGAUUCGGUAUUGUUUGGACAAGAUGCACUUCAUCUACAAGCAGUUCAACAAAGCUAGGAUGAGGCCAGGACUCAGCUACAAUGAGGAGCAAAUCCACAAGCUGGAUAAGGUGAAUUUUAGCCAUUUAGCCAAGAGGCUGCUGCAGGUGUUCCAGGAGGAAUGCGUGCAGAAGUAUCAAGUAUCGCUGGUCACACAUGGCAAGCGGAUAAGGCAGGUGCAGAAGGCCAAGAACCACCUGCAUCUCAUUGGCCGAUCUGUGGCUGGCUGUAACACAGAAGCCCGAGACAGCCUGAGCAAGAUCCUUGAUCGUCUCCUUCUGGACAGAGCACCGGGGACUCAGAUCUCACCACACCCCAUGGCUCCCCAUCCCAGCUCUGACCCAAAGGACCUGGUCUUCCACAUGCAGGAGCUCUGUAAUGAUAUGAAGCUGUUGGCCCUUGACCUCCAGGACAACAACCGCCUCAUAGAACG
Molecule: messenger RNA, 2820 nt
Organism: Cricetulus griseus (Chinese hamster)
Lineage: Eukaryota; Metazoa; Chordata; Mammalia; Rodentia; Cricetidae
Source: RefSeq, a predicted model, not a curated record